UAUUGGGCAUGCGUAAGCUACGUGGCGUCUGCUUCCGGUAACUGCCUAGGCUUCUGAAAAUUCUUGUCGUCACCUACAGAAUCUUUUAAACUAUUGGCGUCAAAGACAUGCACGAAUAAUGCAAAAAGGAGCCAUCGCCCAAAAACCACCAUAUUAAUUUUUUUAUCAAAACAAUCAAAGGUUAGAAUCCUAUUUUGCAGGUAUUGCCCCAGGCCCACUUUCGGAUUGAAAUACUCUGUGGUGUAGCUCAGUAACACUGAGAUCUGAACUACGGGUAUGCCAGUAGGAAUGCUGCAAAUAGGAUGCAUCCUAUGUAUCUUGGUAACUCCAGCUAUCUUAGCAGCUGAUGACUUUUAUCAGCUUCUGGGAGUAGACAAAAGUGCAUCAACAAAAGAAAUUAGGAAAGCCUUCAAGAAGUUAGCUAUAUCUGCACACCCAGAUAAAAAUACAGGAGAUCCAGACGCUCAUAACAAGUUUGUCCGCAUUAGUCGAGCUUAUGAAGUAUUGAAAGAUGAAGACUUGCGCAAGAAGUAUGAUCUGCACGGGGAGGCAGGGCUGAAUGAUGAUGCCAGAAGAGGGCGACAGUAUGAAAGCUGGCAGUGGUACCAACAGAACUUUGGUAUUUAUGAUGACGAUCCAGAAAUAAUCACAUUGAGCAAAUCUGAUUUUGAAUUGUCAGUGGAAGGAACAGAUGAUGUAUGGUUCAUCAAUUUCUACUCUCCCCACUGCUCCCACUGCCACGAACUUGCACCUGCUUGGCGAGAAAUGGCUCGAGAAUUGGAAGGAGUGAUUCGUGUUGGUGCAGUUAACUGUGAAGAUGACUGGCAAUUGUGCCGUAUGCAAGGCAUCAAUUCCUACCCAUCUUUGCAAAUGUACCCCAAGAGGGAGAGAUACAAUGGAGAACGCACAGUCUCUGCACUUGUCAAGCAUGCCAUGAGUGCAAUCUCAGCCAGAUACCAAACAUUGACCAAAGGAACUUUCGAAUCUGUAAUUGGCAAAGACACAAGUGGUCGACCAUGGCUGUUAACAUUUUGUGGAGAGGGAGACUGCCUGGAGCACAAGUCUUCUUUAAAGCUGGCAGCAAUAUUGGAGGAUCUGGUGCAUGUUGGUAUGGUGGAUUGUGAUAAGGAGUCUUCCUUAUGCAAGAAGCUUGGUCACAAACAUGGCAAUUAUUUCUUCUCUUCUUCCGAUGAAAUCACUAAUGGCAAUGGAAUGGAAAUAGAUUCUCUAGAAGUGAAAGAGGUAGCCUCAAAAGUUUUGUAUCAGUUGCCAGACGUUACCAACCUGGACAAAGACACAUUCAAGGCAAUCCUUGACAAGAUGAAGUGGGGCCAGGAGAAAGCAUGGCUGCUUCACUUUGUAGACUCGAGCCACUCCAACAACCUGGAACUACGGAAGCUGCCUGCCAUGAUCACUAACAUUAAGGUUGGAAGAGUCAACUGUGCUGAGCUGCCUGAAGAAUGUCUCAAGCUACACAUCCAAAAGUUUCCCACAUUUGUGAUUUUUAAACAAGAUGGUGGAGCUGAAGUGUACUAUGGGCGAGUGACUGCGCAUGAUGUGGCAGCAUUUGCUCAGGAUAGCACUGUGACACCAAUGACCACACUGGACCCUUCUGAUUUCCCUAACCGUGUGGUGCUAAGUCGUGACCCAUGGUUUGUUGACUUUUUUGCUCCAUGGUGUCCUCCUUGCAUGAGACUACUUCCCGAGUUUCGCAAGGCUGCCAAGCGGCUGGGCCACACAGUCAACUUUGGCACAGUUGAUUGCACGAUACAUACCAGUCUUUGCAGUUCGUAUAAUAUCCACUCUUAUCCCACUACCAUAUUCUACAAUCAGACUGUUCCCCACCAGUUCACUGGCCAGCACAAUGCACAUGAUCUGGUAGAAUUUAUAAAGGAUACUCUCAGCCCUCCUGUAAUCAGCCUGAAUUUUGAGACAUUUUAUCAGCUGGUUGGGAAUAAGCGAUCUGAUGAAAUCUGGGCUGUGGACUUCUUCGCUCCGUGGUGUGGUCCAUGCAUGCAACUAGCACCUGAGUGGCGUCGAUUAGCUAAGAUGCUACAGAAGACCACAUCAUAUGUCCAUGUUGCUCAAGUCAACUGUCAAGAGCACCAGCAUCUGUGUCAAAGAGAGGGAAUUCACUCAUACCCAUCUAUGCGCUUGUACCCUAUGGGUGUGGGAACCUCAUUUUUUGUAUACAAUGGCUGGAAUCGUGAUGCACAUUCACUGCAGGCCUGGGUUUAUGAGUUUGUACCCAGUCGAGUGGAAAGUCUCAGCUGGCAGACAUUUCCCACUCAAGUUUUAGACAGCUCACAGCCCUGGAUUGUUGACUUCUAUGCCCCAUGGUGUGGGCACUGUCAGGUGUUCAAGCCAGAAUUUGAACGUGUAGCUGAGAUGCUGGAGGGACAGGUUCGUGCAGGUAAAGUGGAUUGCGAUCAGCACAGGCAUCUGUGUACACAGGCAGGUGUAAAUGCUUACCCCAGCGUGCGCUUCUAUCCAGGAUCUACGUCACCUCAUGUUCGACAGCAUCCUUAUGGUUGGCAAAUCGAGAGCCAGAAUGCUGAACAGAUUGUGGCCUUCGUAAGAAAAAAUAUGCGACAGCCACAAGGCCGUGACGAGUUAUGAUGUUGCAUGGGUGACUAGGAGAAAAAUUCAGGGAGGAGUCUGGUUUCUUGCUGCUAAAAUCUCAGUCAGCAUUUGAGCCCUUACAUUAAAUGAAGCUGCUUCAUUUGUGUUCUCCACAUAUUUUUUUUAACUCACAUGUUUAAAGGUGGGAAGAAGUCACCCUCAGUUUUUGGUAUUUGCCAUGAGAAAAAGAUUUCAUAUCACACACUACUGGCUCACCAUCGUACAGACAUUCACCACUGAUUUUUCAGACUUUUAUUUAUUUCUAUUUUUUAAAAACCCUGUGCCCGUAACACAGGCGGCUGAAGAAUCUGCCAAAUGUUAAGAUCAAUGACUGCAGUGGGAGUGGCACAUCCAUCACAUCAGUUAUCUGAUAUUGAGUUUGAUGUCAGCCCUGUGACUUCAGUCUUGGCACAUCUUUGAACUACAACAUCAUCAUUAUGCUAAGUUAACCUCCCACUGCCUCAUCCUCAAACAUCUACAUGCAUGCACAGAGGCACAUUCUCAUGCCUACCUUAUACUGAUAUGUGACUGGAUGAACCUGUGGAAGUCUGCAUAUUGUUAGGGUUCUCGAUUGAAACUUUCUUGCAUGUCUCUCCACAAGUGUACUUACCCAUAUCUGAAUGUGUUUGUCUCUCUGCAUAUACCUAGAAAGUAAAGAUUUAUGUGAUUUCAAGAGACCAUGUGAGUGAGCAAACAGUAAAGUAUGUGGCGUCUUUUGCUGCAGAAAUAAGAAUAUCUUUGCCAGAUUAUUUUGAUUGAUCGCUAAAUAGAAAGUGGAUUAGUACUUUAUUGUGACUGGAAGUGUUUUGUCUUAUGAAAAGAUGUGUGUAGAAUAGGCGACUGAUUAAGCAUUUUUCUAAAUGGGUCUGUUUGGUGUAAGUAGCUGAUAGUGUUUGUCUCAAGAGAUGUCUGUAAUGAAGUGUUUGCCUUGAGAGAAGAUAUGUGUGAUGUGGGUAAGGGAGAAAGAUGCAUAUGGCAGAUAGGUUGUUGAAAAUGUUGUUGAAACUUCCUUGAAUGCAGAUUGUGAUGGAAGAUUUGUCCAGUUUAUUAUACAGCUGCUAAAAAAAAGCCAUGAUCAGAUUUGUCAUGGUUAGUGCAAUCAGGGUACUGUAUCGUUGGAUUCCAGAGCACACCAAUGUCAUGAGUUGUCCCAGCAAUGUGCCAUCAUUGACAUUACUCAUAAUUUUAUCAUACAGCUGAUUUAUGAUUUUUUAAUAAUGGCUACAGCUUUGCCUUAUUUGCUAGCACUGAUGUCCGUAAGCAUAUGCAGAAGCAUUCCCUAAUGUUGAUAUCUGUGCAGUUGUGACAUGUUUAUGGCAACUGUCAUUAUAGCUUUUUUUAGGUUAUAUGUUGUAUUAUGUUGUUACUUACAUAUAUCCUUAGUAGCCAGUACAGUCUGCAGGCGUCCAGUAUAUAAUAGCAUUUUCCUGGAUUGUAGGCGGCCAGUCUGUAUGUUCAAGUUCUGUCCAACUCCAUGAAUAGGGAAUGUUGGUGCUGUGACCAAAAAAGUCAGUUUGCAGAAGCCAUGCUGUGAAAGAAUGUUGCCAAAAUAACCGCACACAGAAACAAUAUAUUUAUGUUUUUGCUCAAAAUCUGUUGAACUUGUGUUGUAAUGAAUUUGCAGUUUCAGCACAGAAAGUCCUCAGGAAUAGUUGUGAGCCUAAAGAGCAAGCACUACAUAUCACCAAGAACUGGGUGAGAAAUCAGUCUCCUGUUUAGUGAUAUGAUAGUGUGGCAAAUGUCUUCAAGUCAGUGUGGGCAGUCUUAUGUCGCAGUGGUUUGCACUUGUCACCAUUGCAGUGAGGAUCGGCUGCUCUGGGUUCAGGGCACAGUGUUCUUCCUCAGCAUGUGGCAUCUGUUUACUGAGCUGGCUGCUUUGCAGUUAUAUAACUUUUAUGAGCUUAGCACAAAACACCAAUUUACCCUUACCCUCCAGAAAUUGUGGAAUAUACAACUUUUACUAGAAAGACUUGAUGAAAGCUCGAAAUGUGUGUAAAAGUUUAGUUUUUCUCAUACCAGCCUGGUGAAAACUAAAAAGCCACCUAAUAUCCACAAAACUCUUCAGUUUACUGACAGCUCAGAGUUGGAUUUUUAGCUCCAAAGAAAGUGUGUAGUCUGAGUUGGAUGUGUGUUUAUCUAACCUUUAGGUGUACAGCAGGAGGUCAAUAUUUAUGUUUCUUCUUGUUCUAGGGAAGUGAAAUUAGGAUUUGUGGAUCUUGCCAAACUGAAUUGGAUUCACAACUUUUUAUUGGAUAACUGGAACUAACUUAAUUUGUCUGAAUUUAACAAAAAUGAUUAUGCACACCACAUUAUAGUGAUUAUGAUUAAUGCAGAUUUGUUAAAGAUGCACGAUGAGAAUGUUUUUCUGCAAUUAUUGUUGGAGGUGCCAAAGUUUUUUUCUAAAAAGUUUAUUUUUAAAUCAAAUCUCUUCUUCGCUAUUGUGAGCCAUCAGUCAUGAAGUAACCAUAUUGGUUGAUGAUGCUUACACAGCUUCAUAUGUUAAUAUUUAUAAUGCCUUGAGAAACCAUGAACCUGGUGUUCAUGUAUUUUAAAACUAUUGUAUGAAUAUAUUUUUGUAGUUCACUUUAAUCGCCUGCUAUCGAUCUGUUUUCAUGUUGGGGUUCAGGGGUCGUGACUGAAGUUACAGGUAAAAUUUCUGCACCACAAUACACAUGUAAAAAGUCAUUGAAUAUGAUAAUUGGGUGUGUAGUCUAAAUCCAGCACUGUUGACAGUAAUAAAUUUAUUUGGAUAAAGUGGCA
Molecule: messenger RNA, 5382 nt
Organism: Pomacea canaliculata
Lineage: Eukaryota; Metazoa; Mollusca; Gastropoda; Architaenioglossa; Ampullariidae
Product: dnaJ homolog subfamily C member 10-like
Exons: 21
Coding region: 277-2619 (780 amino acids)
Source: RefSeq, a predicted model, not a curated record